This is a messenger RNA of Cryptomeria japonica (Japanese cedar), 2674 nucleotides long. RefSeq lists its product as uncharacterized. Bases 399 to 1979 code for a protein of 526 amino acids. NCBI's taxonomy places the organism in Eukaryota, Viridiplantae, Streptophyta, Pinopsida, Cupressales, Cupressaceae. Gene Ontology annotation, molecular function: protein binding. The transcript is spliced from 2 exons. The record is from RefSeq and is a predicted model, not a curated record.
UCAUUUAACGGUAGAAAUUUAAAAAAUGCGUGCCCAAAAUACAUGAUUGUGCUUACCAUGGAAGACCAGAUGCUCCGAACUAUGGAGGAAGAUAGGUGCUUAAUCAUGUGAUACUGAAGGGAUGUUAUCAUAUUAACACUCUAAAUAUUCUUCAAAGCAGAAUUCUGAACCAAAAGUCAAAUUUUAAUUGAAAAUAAUGGAGGGCUCCAAAAAGAUUUGACACAGAACAAUGCAUGACUCCAAAAAAUCUUGACAGAGAACAAUGGAAGAGCCCAAAAUGUUUAGGUCGGCACAAAAUUUCCAUAUUACCCAACUUUUGGAAGUACCUCAAGGGUUCCUCACGCUGCAAGUUUUAAUUCUAUUUAACCUCAGGGGUUUGUUAAAGGCACCUCACGGAGAUGAUGGCUUCCAAGAGAGAAGCAGACAAUUCAAGGUUCAUUGAUGGUAUUAAGAGGAUGAGAAUCUGCUUGAAUAGCGUUCUCAGAGAAGAGAAAGAAGGGGAUAUUUUUCGAGGAUUUUCAAGUACAAGUAAGCAGCCUUAUACCAACUGGCUCACAGUUGGUAUUGGGCCAUGGAGACAGGAUGGCUCAGGCAAGGGUAAAAUAAUAGUUCCAGAGAUGAAAGGUGAUUCUGGAUCAAGUGGACUUUCUACCAAUUGGCUUACCCUUAAAAUUGGCUCAUGCACAGAGGAUGGAUCAAGCAAGCAUAUAUAUGGUAUGCUUGAGGCCAAGAAUGCAGAGAAGAAAGGGGAGAGUUCAUCAAGUAUAGAGGAUGGCCCAGACAAAAGAGUCAGCUCAUGUAGUGAGGAUGACUCAAACAAGAAAGUAGAAGGCAGGGAAGAAUCAUUUUUCGUAGGUCAUGUUCCAGAGGACAUCUUGAACACAAUAUUUUGCAAACUCCCUCUUCAUACACUGUUCCAAGUUCAAAUCGUUAGCACUUCAUGGCAAAGUAUUAUUUCUAGCUCUACUUACUUUCACAAUCUCUGGGAGCAGAGUAAUGUGCAAAUGUGGCUGGUGAUGGAUCUAAAUGAUGAAACAAGUGGGUGUUCUAAUGGGCUUGCUCUCUAUGAUGUCAGUAGAAGGCUAAGGUAUAUGAAGAUAUUUAAUGAUGAGUCCAUAUGCAGUAACUCACAAUGGUUUCUCAGAGCUGGAGAUGGGGGUCUCUUAGUUUAUAGCUGUAGGAGAAAUGGAACCCUUCGAGUGAUCAAUCCACUGACCAUGCAGUCCCAUUGUCUUGAAGAUGCAAGAUUGACCAGAAAAAGCAAGAUUUCGUUUUACAUGAAAAAAUAUCAUGAUAAUGUGGCUGUGCAGCUCAAGAUUGAUCCAAAGGGGAAGACUUAUCAGGUAAUUCUUAUAAUUGGAAAUCUUUAUCUUCUUAGAAGAAAGAAAUUUACUGUUUUGAUUUAUAGGUCUGCACAACGAAGAUGGGAAAUAAGAGACGCUCAAUUAGAGCAAGGAGUGUAUGGACAUAUGACAAUUUGCUUUUUCCCAUUCAUUUUAACGCAGAACCAAAAAAUAUACUGGUUUUCUAGAAAUGGGGCAGAUGUUGGUACUUAUGAUCUGAAUGGAGAUGGAAAUAUCAAAUUUCGUUAUAUUUUGGGGAGGCAAGAUGUACAAGAUGUGCACCAGACCUUAGGAAUUGUUAGGUGCAGGGGCAGAAUAAUAAUGGUUUGUAAACGUGAACCAAUGAAUCGCCCACCAUUUACACAUGCCUUGCUUUUUUAUGAGCUUGAUGAGCUCCAAAGGCGGUGGAGGCUUGAAUAUGAAGCUAUUGUAUCACCCAAUGGCUAUGUCAGCCAUAUAACUUGUGUUGGGGGGGAUUAUAUUUGGGUAUCUGCGGAAAUCGAGGGCCGUGUCAGCCAUAUAAUUUGUAUAGAUAUAGAUACUGGGGAGCUGAAAAUAUGGCCAGAAGUUUACCCGUGUAUGUUCAAUGUGAGAAACUGUCUAUCCAUGCCACUGAGCUUUUGUCCAUGCUCUUAGAUUUCCUGUCAUUCUGUUGAAGCGGAUAGAAGACAUGGGUAGGAGUACUAUUUCUCCACAUACAAGGAAUGGGUUCAGUUCAUACUUGCCUGUGUUUACAGCUAGUGCUCAACUGGGAGCUUUGAAAGAGGGCAUAGGCAUCCGUAAAAUAAUAUAAAGAGAGGAGUGUCGCCAAAUGGUGUAGCUGCAACACCUGUUGCAGACGUGUGCAAAACAAGUAAGCAUAGACAAAGCACGUGAAUUGUUUGACAGAAUGCCUAAAAGAAUUGGGGUUUCAUGGAAUGUAAUGAUCGCGGGAUAUGCACAGUUUUGGAGUUGUUCAAAAGGCUUUAGAAAUUUUCAAGCAAAUACAAUUGGCAGGAGAGAGACAUCUAUCAAGGCACCAGGAUGAAAAGUUUGUUAGAUGUUAGAGGUACGUUUUCCCUGGUAGACAUGAAGAAGGUCAAAGGUGGAUGCUUGGACAUUACAUGAACAAAUCGAUCUGAUAAACAGACACUUAAUGUAGCAGCUAGCAUAGGUAAACCUUAUCUGCUCUCCCUUACUUGUUCUCAGAUGGAUUCAUGCUAUUGUUUGAUUGGAAAGCACCCUUCUUGAUAUCAAGAAUAAUUGCUAAAUGGUUUCAUCAAACACCUUUUCCUUGUUCCAGGUGAAAAUAUCACAUAUACAUGUACAUAAUUCUUAAAGUGUUGUCUUAA